GCCGAUCAGAUCAACUCGAUCAUCCCGAUCACCCAAAUUCCCCGAUCAGGCCCGACCAUGCUCGACUAAAGGCGAAUACACGACUUCUUCUCGACCUCUUGUCGAUCACACACGAUUUCCACACGAUUAUUCACGACUCCUUCACGACGUCAACCCGACCACCUUUCCGAUUUCCGCUCGAUCAUCCCGACCUUUACACGAUCCCUACACGAUCUCAACUCGACCUACUGGAUCUCUGCUCGAUCGGUGUCAGAUCUUUCCCCGACCCGAUCGUCAUAGUCGUACUCGAGUCGUAGAAGGUCGUGAACAGUCGUGUACCAAAACUUUUAGAAUAAAAACUUCAAACAGUGUUGAUCAUUAUCACUUCAUCCUGAAACUUCAUGGUAUAUGUUGUGUCCAGCAUAGUAUACAUAUUUAUGGAGAUUGAGCAGUUGCAGAUGUGGGCCAGAUGGUUAGAGCUCCAGAGAGACAGGGCCAUUGCAGUGCUAGAGUUGGAACAAGAGGAAGAGGCUGAGGGUCGUAGGCAUAGACGUAGGCGACAAAUGCGCAGGAAAAUAUGGAUGAAGCAGUGGCUUGCACGACGACCCCUGUAUGGGCAUUAUGAGCAACUGCUACAGGAGCUAAACAGGGAAGACCCAAAAGGAUACAAAAAUUUCCUAAGGGUAGACGCUGAUAUGUUUGGGGAGCUUGUUGAUCGCAUAUCACCCAGAAUUCAGAAAAAGAACACCAACUUCAGGGAAGCCCUGGAGCCUGGAUUGAAGUUGGCGGUCACUCUUCGUCAUCUCGCAACUGGAGCCUCGUAUUCAGACUUGAUGUACUCAUUCCGAGUGGGAAGUAACACAAUAAGUAAAUUCGUCCCUGAAGUUUUGGAUGCUAUAAUACAGGAGUACUCUGAAGAGGUUUUGCCAGACGUCGUCACUGCUGAACAAUGGCAGCAGAUUGCAGAUGACUUCCGAACCAAGUGGAAUUUUCCUCAUGUCUGCGGGGCUCUUGAUGGUAAGCACGUGAGGAUAAAGAACCCGAAGAACUCUGGAUCUCUGUUCUAUAACUAUAAAGGCUUCUUUUCCAUAAUACUACUCGCACUCGUAGACGCAAACUACAAAUUCAUCUGGGUAAGCGUUGGUGCUAAUGGCAGUGCAUCCGAUGCCCAGCUAUUCAAUAACACUGAACUCAGAACCAUGCUAGAAGAAAACAACCUUGGUUUGCCUGACCCUGAUCCACUGCCUGGCGAUGACAUGAACACCCCAUACUUCCUCAUUGGAGAUGACGCCUUCCCGUUGAGAACUUGGAUGAUGAAGCCAUACUCCAGACGCAACUUGACCAACGAGGAGCGCAUAUUCAAUUACAGGUUGUCCAGGGCUAGACGAGUGGUAGAAAACGCCUUCGGUCUUCUCGCUAUGCGGUUUCAGUGCCUACUUGGCUGCUUGAACCAGAUGCCCGAAACCGUUGACUUGAUUAUUCUUGCAUGUGUCACACUGCAUAACCUUAUCAGCAUACGGUACCCUGCCAUUGCAAGACUGGCCGUCGACCAAGAGGACGAGCAUAACCAAUUAGUACCUGGUGAAUGGCGCCAAGGAAGACAGUUGGCUGAUGGUGAUCGGACCCAUGGAAGAAAUGUGGUGACAUCCGCUGGGGUCAGUCAGAGGAACUACAUUAAACACUACUUCAACUCCCGAGCUGGUUCAGUUGAGUGGCAACAGAAUAUGAUUUAGUGUGUUAGUUACUUUGGAAAGAUAUUUUGAUGAAGUGUAUAACCUAUAUGAUGCGAGUAUGCACAAGUUAUGUAGUUAUUAAAGUGAUUUCCGAUAUGUUUAAGUAUAUUAUAGUAAGUCAUCUUCUAUUUGGAUAUGAUAGUUUCCAUGAUAUGUUUGUUAAUGGAGGAAAUAAGCUUCAAGUAUACAUGUAUAUACAAUAGAGUUGAUUGUUUGUUUCUUGAUUUUAUGCCCUUUUUCGAAGUAUUUCAAUCAUAUCACGGUGGUGAGUUAACUUAGAACAUGACCUAAGUCGGCAACAAGAAAUAGCCACAUACCAGUAAUUUACAACUUUCAUUUAUAGUUCACCCUAGUUUCUGAGCCAAUCACCGUCCAGAGAUUUUUCAAAUUUCUGCUCGAAUAUGUUCCAUAUAAGAACACUUCUGCACAAAUAAGUUCGUAUUAUAACUAGGUCAGCAGACAUGGCGCGCGCCAAAUAGCAAGCCCAGCCUACUGUCUGGAACGACAGAAGUGUCGAUUCAAAAUGACGUCACUUCUGCUUUAUCAAGCGGUAGUUACGUCAUUUUGAAUCGAUAACGACUUAUCCAAGUUACCGUUCAACCAAUUGGCGCGCUGUAUACGGAUGGCGUGAUUUUCCCCCGAUCACAUGACUUUAAUUGAAGGCACAGGAAUGAUAGUGGGCGGGGUUAACUAUAAGUCGGUCAUAGUUCAUAUAAUGGAAAAAUAAACAAA
Molecule: messenger RNA, 2444 nt
Organism: Mya arenaria
Lineage: Eukaryota; Metazoa; Mollusca; Bivalvia; Myida; Myidae
Product: putative nuclease HARBI1
Exons: 3
Coding region: 381-1712 (443 amino acids)
Source: RefSeq, a predicted model, not a curated record